AUGUGUAGAUCGUUAAUCGAAAACUUGAUCGAGCCCGCCCAAAAGGUGUGGUGGGAUUCAGUUAAGACACGACCUCCGUCCGGGCGUCUUGGUUUAAAGCUCGAGGGUGCAGGUAAGGUACGGGUGUUCGCUAUCCCUAACCCGAUCUUGCAAAGGUUGGUGAAACCUUUCCAUGAUUGGGCUAUGUCAGUUCUUAAGACGAUACGAACUGAUGGAACUUUCGAUCAACUACGACCCCUGCACCGGCUGAAAGGAAAGAAAGUGUUAUACUCUUUCGACCUGAAGGCCGCAACGGACAUGCUCCCUAAAAAUCUUACUGGGAGUAUGUUGAAGGGUCUUUUCGGUGAGGAAAUAGGGUGUGUCUGGUUCGACAUAAUGAACGAGACCGCUUUUAGAUCCCCGGAAAAACUCCGAAACCCGAAGAAAGCGAGGGUAUACCGCUUUACUAGGGGCCAACCUCUGGGCUACUACUCAUCGUGGCCGCUGUUCACGCUAACACAUCAUAUGUUAGUGUGGCAUGCAGCCUAUCGGGUAAAGCCGAUGAAGCGAUUCUGGGACUACGCUAUCCUUGGUGAUGACUUGGUCAUCGCCAAUGAGGCGGUAGCCCUUGCUUACAGGGACAUUAUGGAAGAAGCAGGAGGGGUAAUUAAUAUGAAGAAAUCCCUCAUCUCCCAUAAUGGUACCUGCGAGUUCGCUAACCGCUUCAUAGUGAAUAACCAUUUGUCAACCCGAUCGGAUUGUAGCCCGGUCAGUUUGGCAAAUGUUCUUUUAGCGUAUAGCGCGCUCUCAGCGAACGCCUUCAGUGUGUUAGGACUUAGGCGCAAGACUAAUGCCUUUCGCCUGAAAGGGGCUGGUUAUCGAGUACUGUCUCGGGUAGAUAUGAGUUCACCGGUUAAGGUGUUCGGUAGUUUAUCCCGCAGAUGGAAAAGAUGCUGGUUAUCCUUGUCUCCUUCGCCGUAG
Striga hermonthica is the source of this 960-nucleotide messenger RNA. NCBI's taxonomy places the organism in Eukaryota, Viridiplantae, Streptophyta, Magnoliopsida, Lamiales, Orobanchaceae. The record is from the annotation of a GenBank genome assembly.